Molecule: messenger RNA, 1702 nt
Organism: Paralichthys olivaceus (Japanese flounder)
Lineage: Eukaryota; Metazoa; Chordata; Actinopteri; Pleuronectiformes; Paralichthyidae
Gene: fam8a1b
Product: family with sequence similarity 8 member A1b
Source: RefSeq, a predicted model, not a curated record
AUCCCGGAAGACGUUAUACGUGACGCUGCGCCAUCAUGAAACAUGGCCGACGAGAAAAACACAAACAAGGGAGUCGACAGAGGAGAGAGAAGCCCGUGUUCGAGCAGAGCUGAGCCGCUCGCAGAGGAAGCUCCUCGGAGAACGAAGCACCGGGACAACAUGGAGGCUGAGAGCCGCGCCACGGCGGAGUACUGCGAGAAGCUGCAGGCGUGGAUGUGGCAGUACUACACCGGCUAUGUGAACUGGCAGAGCUGGCUGGCAGCGUCAGCCAUGUCCUACCCUCAGCAUUUACAGUCAUCCGGCGGGACUGCGACGGCCUCUGUCGAUUUCCUGUCCCCGCACUGGUACAACAGUCCGUUUGCUCUCCCGAUGGCGCCUUACCCACCGGCCGUGGCCUCGCCGAGCAGCAGCCGGGCAGGUGAAGCAGCCGGCGGGGGGGCAGCAGCAGCAGCAGCCGGUCAGCCGCUGCAGCAGCCGCAGGAGAACGGAAACGCACCGAGACCAGGUCGAGAGUAUAACAUCCCUUCACCUCUUCAGAGACUCCUGGCUGAGAUGGUGGAUUUCUUCAUUUUGUUUUUCAUCAAAGCAACCAUCAUCAUUAGUAUUAUGCACCUCAGUGGAAUCAAGGAUGUUUCCAAGUUUGCAAUGCAUUUCAUCGUGGAAGAGAUAGAUGAGGACACAUCAAUGGAGGAACUACAGAAAAUGAUGCUUGUUGCACUUGUGUACCGGAUAUUAGUGUGUUUUUAUGAGAUCGUGUGUAUCUGGGGAGCAGGAGGAGCCACUCCAGGGAAGUUUCUCGUUGGACUCAGAGUCGUGACAUGUGACUCAUCAAUUCUGGUUCAGCCAAACAGGGUGCACGUAGUGCCAGCAACUAACGUCUCUCUUUCUGCAUCAACGGUCCGAGCCUUGAACAAGAACUUUUCUAUUGCCUUCUUUUUCCCAGCCUUCAUCACACUCCUGUUCUUUCAGCACAACCGGACUGUGUAUGAUAUGGUAGCCGGUACAAUAGUUGUCAAGCGCUCCCGGGCCAGAUGACGCUGAAGAGCCCACAGGAGAGUGGUACAGUGAUGCUGAGAAGGCACUGUGUGAUGCUUUUUGAGAAAUGCCAGCAGAACUCCUCAGACGCUGCACUGUCCAGGUAUCGUCUGGACACCCAGCAGCAUUGAGGUGUUGGCAAAGAGAUGGAUGCUCAUCAAUGUGAACUAUUUUACUUCCCUACAACUUGGGUUUGGUCUGUCUCUGACACACACUGUAUUUAUGUCUACAUGCCACUUUCAGAAUUUUUUCCUGUGCCAAAGUAUGUCUCCACCGAAGACAAGAUUUCGCUCUUCUCUUCAAUAACACAAGAUUUGCCUCUUUUUAAAAGCUCUUGCAAACUGAGGGUGAAGGUCUCGUAUCACACAGUAUUUAAGUUGAUAAUAAUGAAUAUAUGAGAUUAUUCCUGCAGUAUAACUUUGCAUUAAAAACUGUCACAAGAGUUGUGAACUCAGACUUUUGGAGUUGAUGCAUCAUGCUCAGCUUUUCAGCUGCUGUAAAACUCUGGUUUAAAGGGACAUUUAAAUUAAUUGAAAGGAAAAGUAAACCUGAGCACAAGUACUCUUCCUUUACACGCAUGUGUACGACUGAAAGAAAUAAAUGCAUUAUAUUUUUUAUGUAAUUAACUUUUUCUUUUGCAUUUAACAAGAUUAAAUGAAACAACCUC